GGCAGCAUAUGUAACCUCAACAUUUGUACCCCCGUCACAUGCUAAAAUAAGAAAAAGAAGAAGAUAAAAUUGCAAUUGGUUCUGUGCAAAAACUGAGUCUAGGCUGGGGCUGGGGCUGGUGGGGGUGAUGUUGCCUGUGUGGGAGAAGAUACGGCCUUUCCAGCACAAUCCACCCCUGGGCCACCUUCUUGGCAGCACGGCUUCUGGAGCCUGGCCCUCAGCUGGUGGACUGCAGGCCAGUGGCAGCUCAGUGGGGCUUGGUGGGGGAGCACCCUCCCUCGCUAGGGUGCUCUCUUCCCUCCAGCCUCGGCCCUCUGGGAGCAGAGCUGAGCUUCUACUCUUUGUUGCAAACAGUGGUGAAAACUCAGCCAGGCUCCGGUGGCCCUUGGCAUUGGCUGACAGCAGGCCAAGCUCUUCUCAGGGUUCACGUCCUCCUAGCAGUGCCCCCUGGCUGUCUCUCCUGGGCCCUCUCAGCAUGCUCCAGUCUCAAGUCCCCCAGCGAUGGACCUCCCACUCCUAUUUCUGAAAGCCCUUAGACAGCUGCUGCCCAGAGAAGAAACUCCCCUUCCUCUCCCCUUCUUGUUCCAGCUGCCAACCUGCAUGAUUCAUUCCUCUCUCCCUGCCACAUCAAAGGCAGUCAGGCCAUUGCUUGUACCUAAGCAAAUAUUUAUGUGUUCUGCAUUUGUAGCAAGUGAGCAUCCUCUCUCUGUCUGGGUUGUUCUUGUCAGUCCUCACGGCAAGCAGGGCCACUCUGCGGGUUCUCUAAGUACAAAGCAGGAAAGUUUUAAAGUACUGACUGUGGCCAGAUUUAUUCUGAUCCUUUCAUCAUUACAACGAAGGCAACUUUAAAACACACAAUCUAAACCCCACCCAUCUCUGUGGAUCCAAGAGCCUAAAAAAAAAAAAUAAAUAAAAUAAAUAAAAAAAUAAAAUAAAAUAAAAUAAACCCCACCCAUGGAGGAAACAUCCUGAUAGUGUGGAUUGCCUGGCACAGGCUUGGGCUGCCUGGACAGAUCCUUCCCUGUCGGCUCCUGGAGCCCCUUGUCCCUGUAACUUAGCGCAGACCCAGCUGGACAUUUAAGCUAAAGAAGGCAGGCAGGUAGCCCUGGCGGCCGGCCACAGCCGGGAUGGUGGGGGAGCCCUGGCAGAUCUGACAGCGAGUGGACUCCAGGCAGGCUGCUGCUGGGCGGUGAGACCUGAAGCUACCGAGAAGGCUCCCCCGAAGCUUCUCCACCUGGCCUGGCGCCCUGGAAUAUCUCCUUCUCUCAGGCGUUGUGGUGUCAGAAGAGCCACCACUGCACGUUGUAGCUUUUGCUGUCAAUCUUACAGUUUUCUGUUUCCAGAAAUUCCUGCACCACAAAGAGCAGCCCAAAAAUAAAAUAGGCAGGUGGGAAUAUAGGUACGUUACCAGGCUACAAGAAAGGCAAAAGGAAAUUAAAAGGGCAAGGAGAAUCAUGGGCGAAGAGAGCUCUCAGCACUUUGCAGGCGGGUGAGUGGACAAGACAGUGCUUCCCCGCCAAAGCCAGCUGCCUCCUGCCUGUUCUCUGCCUGCCCCCCCAUCCACCAGGCUUAAGGCACGGAAGUCGGCACUUGCAGUACACUUCUAAGCCUAUAAAAACUGAUGGCAUUCAUCUGUUCAUUCUUCAUUAAGAAUCAAAGGUGUUGAAGGCCCAUAUUUGAAACUUGGAAUGCAAAUCGCUGGCUGUAAUUUUCGACUCUUUGCUAAUCACCUUUGUUUAUCUCACCUUCUUUAUUAGGGUCAAUGCAUGAAGUCGCAUGAACUUCCAGGAAGGGAGAAAUGUUAAGAGACUAAUUAACACUGUAGCUGAUGGUUAUUUUCUAUGAGUCAUUUUUAUUCAUCAGCAUACUUAAGAACUUUAAGAAUGAAUGAAGGAUGCUAAUGUUGGUUACGUACUAGGAUCUAGAUGCUUGUGUAGUUGUUCCUCAGUAUCCAUAGGGGGUUGAUUCCAGGACCCCCAGGGAUACCAAAAUCCAUGGAUGCUCAAGUCCCUUAUAUAAAAUGGCAUAGUGUUUGCAUAUAACCUACACACAUCCUCUAUGUACUUUAAAUCAUCUCUAGGUUAUUUAUAAUAUCUAAUACAAUGUGAAUGUUAUAUAAGUAGUUGUUGUUAUGUUAUUUUUUAGUGUUUUUUGCAUAUUUUCAACCUGAGGUUGGUUGAAUCGAAGAUGCAGACCCGCAGACAGGGAGGGCUAACAGUGUGACUACACAGAGUGAAAAUUACAGAGAAUGAGGGAAGGUGUCAAUGCUUUAAACUUAACAUCGGAAUGUUAACUCCAAUUGUUAAACAAUCGUCCAUUGCAAUGAUACAUUUUCACUUAUCACUGUUUGUCUCUUGUGAUAAAACCAUUUUUUCUCAAGCCAAACAAGUGCUUCAAAUAGGAAACUGUCUACCAAAGCAUUACAGCUCAAAGAGCAGAAUUCAGUAGUUUGUAAAUGCUUUGAUGAUAACUACAGGCCAGGAGACAAACCAUUGCCUACCUGGAGAGGUUUGCAUUACCUGUGGGUUUCCUUUCUUAUCCUUAGUAGUACCACUUAGCAAAAGUCUCUCUCAAUCAGACACGAUGGUGGAAUCCAGAACCCAGUGUCCGUUCAGGCUGAGCACGCCAGCACUUGGUGCUCACCAGGGCAAAGACUGCUGGAAACCAGGUGGAUUCAGGUUCUCUCUACACCCUGCCUCCUUUCUCUAGCGCCCUGUAGCCCGAGGAAGAGGAUGGAGGGGGGCCCUGGCUCUCCCAGGUUACAUGUGUCCAUUUUAGCAAUUCUCUCCCCUCCCAAGAGGCUCACUGGAGCUGGGCCUUUGGGAUCCCACAGCUGAGGCUCACAUUGGGUUGAGGUCGAGUGACCUGUGGGGCCUUACAGUUAUAGACUCCACCCACACAUAUGUAGAGGGCCAGAGGUGCAGCCUGGGAAACUGCAUUUUAAAAGUUCUUCCCAGGAGAUUCUGAUAAACCAGCAAUUCAACCCCUCGAUGCCCUAGGAAGCCCUGCAGGUAGCUGUUGUAAGGGAGCGACCUGGACACACCCCUGGUCGCCUGGCCUAGCUGCGCCCCCACGCUGCAGCUGCCCUGGGCAGUCCGCCGCACCAGGGCUAGAGGAGCACUCCAUGCCCCUGUGGGAGCCCUCCUGCCUUCCUGCUGCCCUCUCCCUUGGCACCCACCUCUCUAUCCUCUUAACAGUCCCCUGCAAGGGGGAAGGGGAACACUCCAGAAUGCUCCCUCUCCUGCCCUGGUCGUGCAGCAGGUCUUGCUCCCUCGCCCUUUCUGGAAACAGGAACUGCUACCCCUCUUCCCUUGUCUUCUCUUUGCCUUGAGCUGUUCACUGCUCCUUCAUCGUGAAAAACACCUCACUUGGCCCCAGGGCCCUUCCUGCACCCCCAGGCCCUCCUCUCCUUUUCCUCCUUCAGCUUCUUCGCCAUCUCUUUAAAGAUGGUUGCAUUUCCAUUUUCCGUUCACCUGACACUGGUCUCCAGCCUCCCUGACCUCUCAUCCCUCCAGUUCCCUGUCUUUUGCUAUCAACAUUUGAAUGCCCUAUGGACACUCAAAAUCAAGUGGAUAUGAAGUCAAAUUUAUUGUAUCUCACUCAAACCUCCAUAUUUCUGAUUUCCCCCCGACCUCAACUAUAGAUUCGUUUACUCUUGAAGGUAUUUUAGCCAAGCCCAUGCCCCUUACAGGUGGGGACACUGAGGCCCAGAGAGGGGAAGUGACCUGCCAAGGAAAACUAAUUUCUCAGGAAGAGAGGGGGGGAGCCCAGGCCACCACCUCUUAGACCUAGUGGCAUUAAGCUGUUAGGGCUCCGGCCCCUGGGCUAUGGGACACGCUCAUCUUAUGUGUUUUGCUUCCAUUUGUUUGUGUCCAGCCUCACCAUGAGAGCAAAGCUCCAGAGGGCAGCACCUGUCUCCUUUCCUCGGAAAUGCCCUCGGUAUAGAAUGCAUCAAAGGACUUUAGUCAAAGCUGAGAAGGGGACAAAGGGAAGGACAUGGGGAUGUUAGAGUCUCAAAAGGGCAAAUAGUAUUUCUUGCCAAUCACAAUUCCAAAGAGUACCUUGUUUUUUGGUCAAGCAUCCGAGCCGUUUAUUUAUAGGCCCUUGUUCAUCAGCACGUCCCAUUUUCUCUUUAUGGGACCUUGACACAUGAUACUGGUGAGAUCACAAAGCUCUUCCCAUCCCAGUCAGCUGGGGUCUCUGGAUUAUGCCAGUUUUUAAUGAAAUCUUCAACUGCUUCAUUCUAGAUAUUUGUAAAGUUGUAAUUCAUUAAAAGAAAACUGAAGACUCUGUCUUCUCUUAGGGGAAAAAAUGGGACUAAAAUCCAGAAGUUCAAGAACAGCGAACAACAUCAGAGCAGGCAAACAGAAAUUCAGGGCACAUCUAUUUAACAGUAAAGACACUAUUAUUACCAUUUAUUGAGUAUAUACAAUGCAUAAGACAUGGUGCUUGGUUUCCUUAUCUGUAUUACCUAAUCGACUGCUCACAUUCCCAUGAGGUAGGUGACCUCACCACCACUAUCUUUCAGAUGAGAAAACUGAGGCUUCAAGAGAUCGAUGUCUUGCCCAAGACCACAUGGCUGACGUCUGGGUUUCAGCUGUGAGGACUGACUCGGAGACCACCUGCUCAGAAACAACGUUGGGUCUUCUCCCUGGGGACACUGGCUUCUCUCUGGGGGAGAGGUGGUUAGAGGAGAACCCUCCAAGCAAGAUGACUAGCACUGUCAUCAUUGUGAUGGACCUUGAUUAAAAUAAGAAUGGAAAAGCAGUGUACAAACUGGUAAGCUCUAUGCACAUACCAGAUGUUAAGAACUGUCAACAAGUUAACCCUCUUCCGCUUUUAUAAAAAUUCCCUUAUGUUACUGACAUCUCAGUGGGCACUUUUCCUCCACAAAUAAGCUAUAGAGCUGGAUUGGAACUCACAAUAGCAGUUUUCUUCCUAUCAGCCCUGCUUCCCUCAGCUUUUAGAGUUCCCCUGAUCAGACAUCUUGGUUAUUGUGAGUUCAUGGCAGCAAUCUAGUGAUGGUGUCUGGAUAUUUGGGUCAUAUUCUAUGGGUUUUUGAAAGCCCUUUUUCUUAUAAAAACAGUGAUUUCUAUGUCGCAUCCAGAGAACUAGCAGAGAAUAAACACUGAGUAACACGAUAACAUGGGCAACAGGAGUGUCUGAAAAUGGCUUUGCCUCUCUGCCUUGUUCUGGGCUUUGAAGGCUCAGUGGACUGGUUCCCCCCAAGGAAUUUUCUGUGCAUCCCAAAUAAACCCUGUGAAACAGUCUAGCAUGGAGCAGAGGACUGCCCUGUAACGGGGAUGCUUUGCUCAGGCACACGGCAGCAGCUGGGCCACAGCCCCGCCUGAGGCUCUUCCUCCUGGCACUGGGGACGCUGAGAAGGAGCAGCUGACCUAAGAACACAUGGCCUGAGGACCGGUGGUCAGCCUGCAUGUACACUGGCAGGAAAGCCACUGAGCUCUCUGACUAGUCCAAUAGGGUUUUUGCUAGACUUUCUGGCUGGUAAGCGGCCUCUUGCUGUGGCUGGCUGGUGGCCGUCAAGGGCAUGAUCUUUGGGGGGGACAAUGUCUCCAAUAAACAGAGCAGGAAUCAUUAAAUAUUACCAUAAAGCCAACUGUUCUCCCUUUCCUUUCUCUUCUCUUCCUGUCUUUCCUUCCUUCCUUCCUUUUCUUUUUAAUCACAAAUGCCAAGUUGGGAUAUGUUUUACUUAAGAGAGAAGGUAAGAGGCCCUACCCAGCAGUCACAGACAAAACAUGGGUGAGAUCUGCCCACAUUCCCAUUAGUGCUGGCCUCCGGAGCCUGAGGUAGAUUCCCUGGCAGUUCAGUGACUCACGCAAUGGGACGCUCACCACUUCCCUCCGGAAUCUGGCCCACGUCUCUGCCAUCUCCUCAUUCAAAUGUUUUUCCAGCUACUCAGCCACAAGCUCCUUUCCUGGUGGCACUGCAGCUUCCUGGGGGCACUGCACAUUCCAAAAUGUGCCACACAUUUUGACUCAUCUUGGACAGAGAUGGUGGGAGGUAGGGGACUUGCAGGACAUUCAGCUGGGAAUGCUGUCAUCUGCCACCUGCUGUCCUGGCUUGUCAGCUUGGGGCCAAGCAAAGUUGCCCCUUGUUGCUCUUCCAAUUAGAGGUUUGCCUUCCCACACCCCAUUCUUUAGACUGUCAACUUCUUGGGGUAGGAACUGGUGUCAGUCAUCUCUGAGCACCUAGAGCUCAACAAACACGUUUAUGAAGCAAACCCCCAGAUUCUCCCAAGUUGCAUUCUGAACGAUCAGGGUCUCCUGAACAGGCUUUCCCUUAGUCUCCCACAAUGGAGGGACCCUGGCCCCAGAACUGAUGCUUUAUUCUAAGGAAGAGAGGAACUGAGCCUAUCUGUAAUUUGACAAUGUGGAUUCAAGGCUUUUAUGCCUGCUUUAGACAAGCUUUCCUCCUUGUCCCCAAAGAUAAAGCCUUGAACUAGCUCCCCUUGGUGAAGGCAGGUCCCCCUUCCCCCAACAAUUGUAGGCCAUUUAUUUAUGCUUGCUGGACCUGGUCUCAUAAGCCCCAUUCACUCCGAGGUGAGAAAAGUCACAGUGCAGCCGGAGCCAGCACAAUUACAAGGAAGCCUUCCCCUAAUUAGUGGCCUAUUCGCUAAAACAGCUCUUGCUCUCCUUAUUGUAAAGUCCAGAGGACAGUAGCUUCUUAUUGCCUAACCAAUAUGGUGGGUUCCCGGUCCCACCUAUGCCCUGUCCCUCCCUGCUGCCCCUGCCCCACUGAAAGGGGAGGCUGUCACCUUGUUUAGUUACUAAUUAAGAAAAGGCAAAGACUUUGAUUGUCACUAUUGUUUUUGCCCCUUCGCUGUACUGCAUUCAAAGGCAAUUUCUUUAGCAGAGUGGCCUCCUACUCCUUCAGGAAAGAGACUGGGCUUUUCAGAAUGUGAAAGAAAGCAACUGGAGGGCAUGCCGGCCCUGCCUCUAGGGCCGAGGGGCCAGCACUGGAGCGCGGCCCCUCCCGCGCGGACGCGGCGGCUCCUCUCACCGGCCUGGGCGCCCCGCACAGCUCGCCACGAGGCAACCCCUAACAGGACUUGGGCCCUCAAAGCAAUGUUUAAAACUUCGGCUUGACCUUUUCAGGGAGCCCGAUUCUGGAAGCUGCUAGUCCCAGGGCACUGGGGAGGGCUGAGGCCGACCAUGCCCAGCCUGCUGCUGCUGUUCACGGCUGCUCUGCUCUCUGGCUGGGCUCAGCUUCUGACAGAGGCCAGCUCCUGGUGGUCAUUAGCUAUGAACCCGGUGCAGAGACCUGACAUGUUUAUCAUCGGUGCCCAGCCCGUGUGCAGUCAGCUUCCUGGGCUCUCCCCUGGUCAGAGAAAGCUGUGCCAGUUGUACCAGGAGCACAUGGCCUACAUAGGGGAGGGGGCCAAGACGGGCAUCAAGGAGUGCCAGUACCAGUUUCGGCAGAGGCGGUGGAACUGCAGCACCGUGGACAACACAUCUGUCUUUGGCAGAGUCAUGCAGAUAGGCAGCCGCGAGACGGCCUUCACCUACGCCGUGAGCGCCGCGGGCGUGGUCAACGCCAUCAGCCGCGCGUGCCGCGAGGGCGAGCUGUCCACCUGCGGCUGCAGCCGCGCCGCGCGGCCCCAGGACCUGCCCCGGGACUGGCUGUGGGGCGGCUGCGGGGACAAUGUGGAGUACGGCUACCGCUUCGCCAAGGAGUUUGUGGAUGCCCGGGAGCGGGAGAAGAACUUUGCCAAGGGAUCGGAGGAGCAGGGCAGAGUGCUCAUGAACCUGCAGAACAACGAGGCCGGUCGAAGGGCUGUGUAUAAGAUGGCAGACGUGGCCUGCAAGUGCCACGGCGUCUCAGGCUCCUGCAGCCUCAAGACCUGCUGGCUCCAGCUGGCUGAGUUCCGCAAGGUGGGGGACCAGCUGAAGGAGAAGUACGACAGCGCGGCCGCCAUGCGCGUCACCCGCAAAGGCAAGCUGGAGCUGGUCAACAGCCGCUUCAACCAGCCCACGCCAGAGGACCUGGUCUACGUGGACCCCAGCCCCGACUACUGUCUUCGCAACGAGAGCACAGGCUCGCUGGGCACCCAGGGCCGCCUGUGCAACAAGACGUCCGAGGGCAUGGACGGCUGCGAACUCAUGUGCUGCGGCCGCGGCUACGACCAGUUCAAGAGUGUCCAGGUAGAGCGCUGCCACUGCAAGUUCCACUGGUGCUGCUUUGUCAAGUGCAAGAAGUGCACCGAGAUUGUCGACCAGUAUGUCUGUAAAUAGCCAGGGGCCACUCCCCUGGCCCUCUCCUCCGCUCUGCCUCACAAAAGUCUAUAUUAUAUAAAUCUAUAUAAGCCUAUUAUAUAUUUGUAUAAAUGAAUGGAUGGAUGCUAAAUAAUUAAAAGGUGAAAAUGGAAAGGAAAAUCUUAUUUAAGAGAUGCUGGAGAUCUUUGAGGACUGGACUUUGCUGGUUCCUUACUCCCAGGGCUUGUUCUUUCCCUCUAGUGAGGACUCCCAGGACGUAGGGAUUUGGAAAUAUUUGCUAUCUGUCUACCAUGGCCUUGGAAGAGAGGUUGUGGUUAGCUGGAGGAAAUGAUUUUGCCUGGAAGUCUGAAGUCUCUGUCGGUUGGAUGACUGCUUGUGACCCCAGCCACUAGGCCAGCAGGCCCUGUGGAAGGAAGGUGGCGAGAACUCAGGUUCAACCUUGAUGUCUCCAGGGUCUUGCCCAGAAUAUAGACUGGUGCGGUAGGAGCCCAGGGCUUUCCUGCUCUUUCAUGCAUGUGUGGAACCCAGUCACCAGGAUGGCUUCUCCCCGCGUGGGUGGAGAGGUCCCAUGUUGUCUCCCACCUGCCAGCACACAGGGACCUGCACCUCCCUGGACUCCUGGGCCUGUCUUUCCAGUGAGAAUUCUUCCUCUUCCGCAGCUCACUAGCUCCUGCCGCAAGGUCCCUGCGCGGAGAGCGAGGGGCCGUCGUGGAAAGACGUGAGCUGUCGGGAAAGACAUGAGCUGAGUGUGUGUGCCUGGGCUGCGGGGACGCCGCCUGCCCACACGCAGGGAGAGGAAGCUCGCCUGCUGCUGCUGUCACUCUCCCGCCAAGGGCUUCCCGAACCCCAGGACGGGUGCAGGCCAGGCCUGCCGUGCUCUCUUCAUCUCUGCCCCAGGUGUUAGUUUCUCUCUGACAUUAAACACCCUUCACAGA
Molecule: messenger RNA, 9169 nt
Organism: Microcebus murinus (gray mouse lemur)
Lineage: Eukaryota; Metazoa; Chordata; Mammalia; Primates; Cheirogaleidae
Source: RefSeq, a predicted model, not a curated record